UGAAGGUUGGAAGACACAAACAUGUUCAGCUCAAAGAGGUGCCAUAUACUAUAUAAUUGUUUUUGCUUCGCCGUGCGGCCAUGGGGGUCUUAAGGGUUUAUAAUCUAUAAAUGUUUAUACCGCAUUCUGCGGUCGGCAGAUGAAGUGUUGAUGAGACAUAUAUAUAUAUAUAUAUUAGACUUCUCGAGUCAUCUGGCUCAUCAGACUUUGAACAUCCAACAAGCUAAUUGGAAAAGUCUCCUCCGCCAUGUCCCGCGUUGCCAGCAUCGUGAGUGGCGCUGCCUUGGUGCUCUUCGGCGCCGGCUGCUUCGUUGUGCCGAGCAUGCCCCGGAGUGCGCCAGAGCAGGGUGUUCGAAGUGUGGCGGCCACUGAGUCCACCAAGAGCUUCACUGCCACCGAGUCCAGCAGCUGGAGCCCUCUUGCCAUUGGAGCAGCCUUCGGAUUGCUGGCAGCGGUGGUGACUGCUCAGCCGGUCUUGGCAGCAGACUUGGAGAACGGCGAGGCAGUCUUCCAGGGCAACUGCACGGCCUGCCAUGCAGGUGGCAACAACAGCAUCGUGGCCGAGAAGAAGCUGAAGAAAGAUGCCUUGGUGACCUAUGGCAAGUACGAUGUAGGUGCCAUUAUCAAGCAGGUGACCAAUGGCAAUGGCUCCAUGCCUGCCUUCGGUGACAAGCUUGGCCCUGAUGACAUCGAAGAUGUGGCCAACUACGUCUACAACAAGGCGGACAAGUGGUGAGUUAAGAGACCAUGAGUUCUUCCGACACCAUGAAUCUUUUAAAUGGAUUCAGCCAUUUGUAGUUUGUUUCGCUGAGGUGCCUGCAACGUUGCGUGGCCCCGAAGUGAGUCAACAGAGCGG
This is a messenger RNA of Durusdinium trenchii, 856 nucleotides long. The record is from the annotation of a GenBank genome assembly. Lineage: Eukaryota; Dinophyceae; Suessiales; Symbiodiniaceae.